Molecule: messenger RNA, 951 nt
Organism: Marmota flaviventris (yellow-bellied marmot)
Lineage: Eukaryota; Metazoa; Chordata; Mammalia; Rodentia; Sciuridae
Product: putative olfactory receptor 2W6
Biological process (GO): G protein-coupled receptor signaling pathway
Cellular component (GO): membrane
Molecular function (GO): G protein-coupled receptor activity; olfactory receptor activity
Source: RefSeq, a predicted model, not a curated record
GGGCAGGUGAUGGGCAGGCAGAACGCAAGUUCUUCUGAGGGCUUCAUCCUGGUGGGCUUCUCUGACCGCCCCCGCCUGGAGCUGGGCCUCUUUGUGGUGGUACUCGCCUUCUAUCUGCUCACGCUUCUGGGCAACAUGGCCAUCAUCCUGCUGUCCGCCCUGGACGCCCGGCUGCACACGCCCAUGUACUUCUUCUUGGCCAACCUCUCCUUCCUGGACGUGUGCUUCACCACGGGCUCCAUCCCCCAGAUGCUCUACAACCUGGGGGGCCCCGACAAGACCAUCAGCUACGUGGGCUGUGCCGUCCAGCUCUACUUCGUCCUGGCCCUGGGAGGCGUGGAGUGCGUGCUCCUGGCCGUCAUGGCCUAUGACCGCUACGUUGCAGUCUGCAAGCCUCUGCACUACGCGGUCAUCAUGCACCCGCGCCUCUGUGGGCAGCUGGCCUCUGCAGCCUGGCUGAGCGGCUUCAGCAACUCUCUCAUCAUGGCCCCCCAGACGUUGCUGCUGCCCCGCUGUGGGCACAGGAGGGUGGACCACUUUCUCUGUGAGAUGCCGGCUCUCAUCGGCCUGGCCUGUGUAGACACCACGACCCUCGAGGCGCUGGCCUUCGCCUUGGCCAUCUUCAUCAUCCUGACACCCCUGCUGCUCAUCCUCACCUCCUAUGGCUACAUCGCCAGAGCCGUGCUUCGCAUCAGGUCAGUGGUGGGGCGCAGGAAGGCUCUCAACACCUGCAGCUCACACCUGGCUGUCGUCUGGCUCUUCUAUGGCACCAUCAUUUACAUGUACCUCCAGCCAGCAAACGCCUAUUCCCAGGACCAGGGCAAGUUCCUCACUCUUUUCUAUACAAUCGUCACGCCCAGUGUGAACCCCCUGAUCUACACCCUGAGAAACAAAGACGUGAAAGAGGCAGUGAAGAAGGUGCUGGGGAAGGGGCCAGCACAAGGGCAGUAG